AAAAAAAAGGAAAAAAAAAUCAACCUCAUCUAACCUACAGAGCAGAACCAAACCCCAGAAAAGGGCAAUGAUCGAUCAGUCCGAGAAGUAAAACUUAGGGAGGAAAGGAAACUAUGCCCACUAUAUAAAACACUGAGCUUGCUUGUCUUAUGGUUCUUUUGGGUACUAAGAGUUGAGUCUCAUGAGUGAUUAGGGGGAAGAUUUCUCUGCAUUUUGAUUUGCCUUGGGGCUCUCAGGUAGAAUGGAAACGCUCUUGAUCUCGAAAGCCGAUGCGGGUCUCCGAUUUCUUGAAGAUUCGAGCUUCGGGGAUUUCGUUUUGUGGCGGGAGCUCCACUGCGAAGGGGAUUCACAGACCUUCCCGAUGAGCCCCUCUUCUUGAAAUUCACGGAAUCCGAUGAUAAUUUUCCAGUAGGUUUCGUCGUCGUUGUUAUCGUCUUUGAAAUUCUUUGAUUCUUUGGUGUAUUUAGUUUUUCUUUUAUCUGGGCAUAUUCUUGAAUUUGGAUCAUAUAGGCAAAGAUCACACAUUUACACACACAAAGGUUUCUCUUUUCUCCUCUAUCACUCAUCGGAUUCCUCUUCUGCUCUGUUUCGAAAAUUCACACACACUCACUCACAUAGGCUGUCUCUCUUAGAUACACACAUACAUAUCGAUUAGACAACAAAGGAACAGCAAAUACAUUGCAAUACUUUGUGUUUUUUUCAUUGAAGGAUUUUGUUUUGUCGAGAGAGAGAGAGAGAGAUAGUAGAGGAGAUAAGAUUGCAUAACAUAGGAAGUGGGUGAAUUGAAGAUAGGCUUAGCAGAAACUAAGAAAAUUAUUUCGAGGAAGGGAGUAGAGGAUGUUGGCGGGGUGUUCGAGUUCCACCCUGCUGUCACCGAGGCAUAGAUUGAGGACCGAGUCGCCCGCACAGUUCCCAGCCUGCCAUUUUCAGCUGCCCACUUCGAUGAACACGCAGAGGUUGGAUUUGCCAUGUAGCAACUUUUCCAGGAAGGACGCGGCCUCUACGCGGUCGCAGUCCAUUAGGCCAGUCGGGGUCGCGAUAUCUGUGGAGAAGCCGAUCGAGGCGAAGAAGGCUGCGAGCUGUUCUCUCAAGCAGCACAUCAGGCUGCCCCCACUGACCACGGCCGCCCCUGCUGUGGCGGUGGCGGCUGCUGCAGGAACCGCCACAAGUGCCUUUGUGGAGUCCAGGAAGGGUGGGGAGCUCUGGGAGAGAGGAGGGAAGAAGAAGAAUCUGAAGAGGUUUGCUGAGGAGGAAGACGAGUCACGUGUCAUCAGGGCGAAGAGGAAGAGGAGCGGUGAGAAGGUGGAUGAGUUCGGGGAGGAUGAUUGCGGAGGAGGAGACGCGCUGAGCAUGGCCCAGUUGGGCGGCGGAGGUGGUGGGAGUUUCUGGUUUCAGCCGAGCUUUACUACCGCCCCUACGGUCCCAUUCUCCAUCACGUGCUCAGGGGAAGGAGAGGAUCGCGCCUGUUUCAUCCCCGGUGAAGUUGUCUCGCCCCGCCUGCCGGUUUCGAGCAUCCCCUGGGUGGACUCCGUUGUGACAGAGAUCACCGAUCUUGGGGAGAAGGAUGGGGAGACAACCAGUCAUCGGCCCUCGCCCAUGCCGGGGAAGGAAGCUUCAGGGGGAUCAAGCACUUCGUCGGAGAGUCACCAGAGCCUCACGCUAAGGUUGAACGAGGCUGCCACCUCCGAGCACAAAGUCGGUAACGGCUCUUCUAGAAACCCGUACCAGGAAGCCCGUGAGGAGGAGGAGAAUCAAGGAGAGUACAGAGGGUUCGAGUUCGAGCUCGUAAGCUUGCUUACUGCCUGCGUGGAAGCCAUCGGGUCGAAGAACAUCCCCGCGAUCAACCACUUCAUUGCCAAGCUUGGCGAUCUCGCAUCCCCGAGGGGACCUACCAUUAGCCGGCUCGCAGCAUACUACACAGAAGCCUUUGCCUUGAGAGUCACGAGGCUCUGGCCCCAUAUUUUCCAUAUCACGAUGCCCCGGGAGCUCGAUCGGGCGGUGGAUGAUGACAACUCCGGGGCUGCCUUGAGGCUUCUGAACCAGGUUAGCCCGAUCCCCAAGUUUGUCCACUUCACGUCCAAUGAGAUCCUCCUGAGGGCAUUCGAGGGGAAGGACAGGGUCCACAUCAUCGAUUUCGACAUCAAGCAAGGCCUCCAGUGGCCUGGGCUGUUCCAGAGCUUGGCUUCUCGGGCUAAUCCCCCGAGCCACGUGAGGAUCACUGGGAUUGGGGACUCAAAGCAGGAGCUCAUCGAGACAGGAGAGAGGCUUUCUUCAUUUGCUGAGGCACUAAACCUUCCCUUCGAGUUUCACCCGGUCGUGGACCGACUCGAAGACGUGAGGCUCUGGAUGCUCCACGUGAAGGAAGGCGAAUGCGUCGCUGUCAACUGCAUAUUCCAGCUGCAUAAGACACUUUACGAUGCGAGUGGAGGAGCACUUCGGGACUUUCUAGGACUUGUUCGGAGCACGAACCCAGCAGUUCUCGUGAUGGCAGAGCAAGGAGCCAGGAGUAACUUCCGAUCGCUGGAAGCAAGAGUGGUGAACUCGCUCAGAUACUAUGCAGCUGUGUUCGACUCAGUAGAUUCCAGCCUUCCAAUGGAAAGCCCGGAGAGGGUCAAGAUCGAGGAGAUGUUUGCUCGGGAGAUCAGGAACAUAGUCGCUUGCGAGGGGAGUGACAGGGUUGAGAGGCAUGAGGUGUUCGAGACCUGGAGGAAGCUGAUGGAGGAGCAGGGAGGGUUCCGGUGCUUCGGGAUUACAGACAGGGAGAGACUUCAGGGGCAGAUGAUCCUGAGGAUGUAUGGCGAGUACGAGGACUUUCAAGUCGAGGAACAAGCGCAAGGUCGGGACCGGGCAGCGCUCACCCUGAGCUGGCGGGAUCAGCCUCUCUACACGGUUUCAGCAUGGGCUCCGGUCGAUCACGCGGGGAGCUCUUCGUCCUUCUCUCAGCCAAGUUGAAUUCAGUUACAUUCUUUGCACACAUCAUAUAGGUUAAGGAAAUUCUUUCAUUGUAGUUAAAGAAAAAGACUGCCAUGACUAUUUAUUAUUAUUCUUUAAUUCUUUUUGUAAGCAGAAAGAGAUAGGAUUUCGUUUGUCAUACAAAAAUGGGGUCAAAGUUGUUUGAAGAUUCUUUUGAUUCUUUGUAGUAUGAUAUUCUUUUAGUCCUGUCAUUGUUUAAUUGUCCCGUUUCUUUGUUGAAGAGUCAGACAAGUUGUAAUUGGUAAUUGAAAUGGUUCUUAUGGGAAUGAUUUCGUUUGGUCUUU
Punica granatum (pomegranate) is the source of this 3257-nucleotide messenger RNA. The record is from RefSeq and is a predicted model, not a curated record. NCBI's taxonomy places the organism in Eukaryota, Viridiplantae, Streptophyta, Magnoliopsida, Myrtales, Lythraceae.